GGUGACGGCGGCGGCGCAGCGGCGUGCUUUGGCAGCACCGGCGACCAUCCCGUCCGUCAAUCAGUCAAUCAGUGUGUGCCUCUGGUGUGUGGUCAGUGUGUCAAGUCAGUCUACGAGCGCGCGUCACCGGGAGUAGAGUGCUUUUUUUGGUGGGUGUCCGCUCCGCGUAUAAUUUCAUUCGAGCGGGUCGAUCCGUGGGACCCAUAGAAACGAGUGCGAGAGACACGGAAGGAGAUCGCGAGGAGAAACAAGUGGGAGGGAGAAAGAGGGAGAAUAAUUGCGUGCCGAUCCGCAAUUUCGGGCACCGAGCGACGACGACGACGACAACGACGUCGACGACGACGACGACGACGAGGAUGGCGGACACCAAGGACGACUGCGCCGACAACGUGCAGUUCUUCGAGGGCGUCGAGAAGCUCCUCGAGAUCUGGUUCACCAGCUCCAAGGGCCUCAAGCAGCACCAGGGUGAUCUCCGACAGAUACCGCGACAAAAAUGGGAAUCAUUGUUGAAGAUGGUCCGUUGCGAGAUCAUCAGUUUCUGUCGCAGCGAUCAAGUAGACGCUUAUGUUCUCAGCGAGAGCAGCAUGUUCGUAUCCAAGCGCAGGCUCAUCUUGAAGACCUGUGGUACCACGACGCCUCUGCAGUGUCUGGAGCCUCUCCUGGAGUUCGUCGAGGAGUACACAGGCUUCGACGAUGUCGAGAAUGUUUUUUACUCCCGAAAGAAUUACAAGAAGCCGGAGCUCCAGAUAUCUCCGCAUCAGACGUUCGAGGAGGAAGUUGCUCUCUUGGAUUCCCUCUUCCCUGAUGGUGAGGCUUAUUGUAUGGGCUCACCCGAGACGGACUGUUGGUAUCUCUACACUCUUAUCCGCGAUAAGCCUCUGCAAGAUCCGCCAGAGCCCGAUCAGACCCUGGAGAUACUCAUGACCCAGCUGGAUCCUGAUGUAAUGUCAAUCUUUACUAGGGAUGUUUGCUCGUCUGCUGACGAGGCGACAGUAAAGUCUGGGAUCGAUAAGCUCAUUCCCAACAUGAUUAUAGACGACUUCUUGUUCGAGCCAUGCGGAUACUCUAUGAACGGCGUGUCUAAGAAUGGCAGCUACAUGACGAUCCACAUCACGCCGGAGCCCGAGUUCUCCUACGUGUCAUUCGAGUGCAACGUCUCGGAGACGUCGUACGACGAGAUAAUUCGUCGCGUGCUGAAUACCUUCAAGCCCGGGAAAUUCGUCGUGACCAUCUUCGCCAACAAGCAAUCCGCGGCGGCCAAUUGUCCGCGUGACCUCGAGGAGCGAUCCGACUAUCUAAACCGUUCUGGCGAUUGGUUGCGCACAGGCGUGCAAUAUUGUCGCUUCCCGAAUUACGAUUUGACUUGCGCCUUCUUCUCGCGCUUCCCGAGCUGAGGGUUCAAGGACGCUUCAUUCGUCCCGCAACCCGGGACCAAUGAAGCG
Camponotus floridanus (Florida carpenter ant) is the source of this 1442-nucleotide messenger RNA. It is a transcript of the gene SamDC, whose product is annotated as S-adenosylmethionine decarboxylase proenzyme. Gene Ontology annotation, cellular component: cytosol. Lineage: Eukaryota; Metazoa; Arthropoda; Insecta; Hymenoptera; Formicidae. Gene Ontology annotation, biological process: spermidine biosynthetic process; spermine biosynthetic process. The record is from RefSeq and is a predicted model, not a curated record. The transcript has 6 exons. The coding region runs from base 357 to 1394 and encodes 345 amino acids. Gene Ontology annotation, molecular function: adenosylmethionine decarboxylase activity.